AUGAACCGCCCAUCGCGUACCGACGACGAUCUGGAGCAUCCAACAUGGAACCAGAACCCACCGUUCCUGGCUGCCGACCUGACAACUCGCCAGGAUCUUAAUGGUAUCGCCAAUGCCCGUGAGCAGCGUAAUCGCCGCUGUAAUGCCCUUCCUGCUGACGCCUAUGGAUUCAAUAAAAAUGGAAAACACAUGGGCCAUGUCGGCAUGAGAGAAAUCGAACCCGGGGCCCGUUGGCGCUCCUUCCUAGCAAUGAGCGGCUGGUCUAUCCAGCCGCUCAUUGCGCCCAAGACAGUGCUUGGUGGUGAAGGCCAGGCCUGUCGCUUCUCAUUCCAAAUCCGGCCCCCUUCGGGCUGGUUUGGUUGGAUCACGUCGGUCCUCUUGACCUCGGCGUUGGUCAAUGUGGUAGGGGCUUAUUUCCCGACCUUGUUCAAGCUGUCUGCCGGUGCCGUCAAGCCGGCCAUCUUGAGCCCUGACAAAGUCGGCUCUCCCGUUCGCCUUUUAUCCAAACGUCAGGAUGCUUGUGCUGGAGCGACUGCCGCCCCUCAUGAGUACAACACUCCCCUCCAUGUGGGCGCCUUGUUCAUCAUCAUGGGUGUUUCGAGCUUAGCUUGUGGUGUGCCCUUGAUGGCCCUCAAGUUCCCUUUUCUUCGAAUCCCCGAGACCUUUUUCUUCGGCGUCCGCCAUUUUGGUACCGGAGUCCUCCUCGCCACAGCUUUCGUCCACCUACUGCCCACUGCGUUCUCGUCCCUUGGCAACCCGUGCUUGUCCAGCUUUUGGACUACCGAUUAUCCUGCCAUGCCUGGUGCCAUCGCCCUUGUCGGUAUCUUCUUUGUCUCCGUCAUCGAGAUGGUAUUCAGCCCCGCUCGGAACUACAUCCCGCGGUUUGGCCAGACGGAGGAAAAACCAAAAGAGCCGGAGAAGACUGUCACUUCCCUCAAUGCUCUCACCCAAGUCGGGACAUCCACGGAUCCGGCUGUCAGGGGUGCCCUUAGCGGCAUUGGCGGUCACUGCGGACAUACCGCGGGUGUUGUGGCGGCAAUUACACGUCCCUCAGGUGCUCAUCGUCAUAGUAUCGAACCUGCUACUCCGCUCCAACGGGCUCCUUCAGUCGAAAAGACGGUUCCGAUGGUGCACGGUCAGUUGGAAUCACAGGACGCAGGCCCCUUGACCCCAGAGCAGCAACACAAGAAGAGUAUCUUACAAUGCAUGCUGCUUGAGGUGGGUAUUCUGUUCCACAGUGUGUUCAUAGGCAUGGCCCUAAGCGUGGCUGUUGGGUCCAACUUUGCCGUGCUGCUGAUUGCAAUCGCCUUCCACCAAACUUUCGAAGGGCUUGCCCUCGGAGCCCGCAUUGCUUCCAUCACUUGGCCAAAGAAGACUCUUCAACCGUGGUUGAUGGUUCUUGCCUACGGUUGCACUACCCCCAUCGGUCAGGCCAUCGGCCUUGCCACGCACACUCUCUACAGCCCGGAUUCGGAAUUCGGUCUGAUCCUGGUCGGCACCAUGAACGCCAUCUCUUCUGGUUUACUGGUUUUUGCCGCGCUGAUCGAGCUGCUGGCCGAGGACUUUUUGAGCGACGCCAGCUGGGCCAUUCUGCGCGGUCGCAGGAGGGUGUUUGCCUGCUUGCUCGUGUUUCUCGGCGCUGUUUGCAUGAGCCUUGUCGGGGCGUGGGCUUAG
Messenger RNA from Thermochaetoides thermophila DSM 1495, 1674 nucleotides. RefSeq lists its product as uncharacterized. The record is from RefSeq and is a predicted model, not a curated record. The coding region runs from base 1 to 1674 and encodes 557 amino acids. Gene Ontology annotation, cellular component: plasma membrane. NCBI's taxonomy places the organism in Eukaryota, Fungi, Ascomycota, Sordariomycetes, Sordariales, Chaetomiaceae. Gene Ontology annotation, molecular function: zinc ion transmembrane transporter activity. Gene Ontology annotation, biological process: zinc ion transmembrane transport. The transcript has 5 exons.